Pterocles gutturalis (yellow-throated sandgrouse) is the source of this 747-nucleotide messenger RNA. It is a transcript of the gene MEOX1, whose product is annotated as mesenchyme homeobox 1. NCBI's taxonomy places the organism in Eukaryota, Metazoa, Chordata, Aves, Pterocliformes, Pteroclidae. Bases 1 to 747 code for a protein of 248 amino acids. The record is from RefSeq and is a predicted model, not a curated record. Gene Ontology annotation, molecular function: RNA polymerase II cis-regulatory region sequence-specific DNA binding; DNA-binding transcription factor activity, RNA polymerase II-specific. The transcript is spliced from 3 exons. Gene Ontology annotation, cellular component: nucleus. Gene Ontology annotation, biological process: positive regulation of transcription by RNA polymerase II.
AUGGAUCCCACCAGCAGCAGCUGCAUGCGCAGCCCACAGCCUCCUGCCCCGCUGUGGGGGUGCCUGCGGAGCACCCACGCGGACAUCACCGCAGCUUCAGGGCUGAACCACUACCCGCCAGUACCAUUCUCCUUCCAUCAAAGACCAGAUUUUGCAACCUACUCUGAUUUAUCAACCUCCUGCCUGGUGACUGCUCCCCACAGCUUCCCAUGCGAGGAGCGGGCGUUUGUGGAGCAGCACCCCUCUUUCCAGCACGCUGACUGGCAUUUUGCAGCAACUGAGGCCAGAAGACUACUAAAUCCAGGACUGGCCUUGAGUUCUGGGGAGUCAGAGGGCAGCAGCCCAAAUCUAGCGAGCGCAGCAGUGGGUAUGAAUGAAGACGAUGAGGUGCCAGUAAAUACUACAAAUGAGACUGAGAAAAAGUCAUCCAAAAGAAAAAGGGAAAACUCAGAAAAACAGACCUCGAGCAGCAAGGCAGAAACAAGCAGCAGAUCACGGAAGGAAAGGACGGCUUUCACAAAGGAGCAGCUACGGGAGCUGGAAGCGGAAUUUGCCCACCAUAACUACUUGACAAGGCUCAGGAGAUACGAGAUAGCUGUGAACCUGGAUCUCACUGAGAGACAAGUCAAAGUAUGGUUUCAAAACAGAAGGAUGAAGUGGAAACGUGUUAAAGGCGGACAGCCAGUGUCCCCACACGAACAUGACACAGAAGAUGUGGACUCUGCUGCCUCCCCCAGCUCUGAUUAG